Molecule: messenger RNA, 477 nt
Organism: Phyllotreta striolata
Lineage: Eukaryota; Metazoa; Arthropoda; Insecta; Coleoptera; Chrysomelidae
Source: the annotation of a GenBank genome assembly
AUGUCCGCAACGUUAAAGCCCUAUUUAAGCGCCGUCAGGCACACUCUAAUGGCCGCCAUGUGCCUGGAUAACUUCUCGUCCCAAGUGGUAGAGCGCCACAACAAACCAGAAGUGGAGGUUAGGACGUCGAAGGAGCUCCUGCUCAAUCCCGUAGUAAUAUCCAGAAACGAAAAGGAAAAAGUACUGAUUGAAUCGUCCGUCAAUUCGAUUCGGAUCAGCAUAUCGGUGAAGCAAGCCGACGAAAUCGAGAAAAUCCUCUGCAAGAAGUUCAUGCGAUUCAUGAUGAUGAGGGCUGAGAAUUUCAUCGUUCUUCGAAGGAAACCCAUCGAAGGUUACGACAUUAGUUUCCUAAUAACCAACAACCACACGGAGCAAAUGUAUAAGCAUAAAUUAGUGGACUUUGUUAUACAUUUCAUGGAGGAAAUCGAUAAGGAGAUAUCGGAAAUGAAGCUGGCACUAGAUGUAUUACUGCAAUAA